AUGAAUUUAAUCAAAAUUAAUAUUAACAAAGAAAAGAAUGAGAUCAGCAUAUACAACAACGGCAAAGGCAUUCCAGUAGUGCUGCACAAGGUGGAGCAAGUUUAUGUGCCCGAACUCAUCUUCGGUACACUUCUCACAUCCUCGAACUACGAUGAUUCCGAGCGAAAAGUUACAGGUGGCCGUAAUGGAUAUGGUGCCAAGCUGUGCAAUAUAUUUAGCUCGGAAUUUACCGUCGAAACAUCCUCUAAGGAAUACGGCAAAUCAUUCAAACAGACAUGGAAAGACAACAUGACAAAAGACAAGGAUCCAUCUGUAACCAAAGCAUCUGGCGAAGAUUUCACGCGAGUCAUCUUCAAACCGGAUCUGGCGAAAUUUAGAAUGAGCGAACUGGACGACGAUAUCGUGGCACUGAUGUCACGCCGAGCAUACGACGUAGCUGGCUCCACAAAAGGCGUCAAAGUGUAUCUGAACGGCAAAUUGCUCCCGGUACAAGGUUUCCGUCAAUACGUGGAUCAAUAUGCGAAGCACAAUCUGGACAGUGAUGGCGAACCCUAUAAGGUAGCCUUUGAGCAAGUGAACGAGCGAUGGGAAGUGGCUAUGACUGUUUCGGAGAAAGGCUUUCAGCAAGUUUCAUUCGCCAAUUCUAUUGCAACCACGAAGGGUGGCCGUCACGUAGACUACGUGACUGAGCAAAUUACUGGAAAGCUAAUUGAUCUUAUCAAGAAGAAAGUGGGCAAAAGUGGUGGAAUUAAUGUGAAGCCAUUUCAG
Gongylonema pulchrum is the source of this 768-nucleotide messenger RNA. The record is from the annotation of a GenBank genome assembly. NCBI's taxonomy places the organism in Eukaryota, Metazoa, Nematoda, Chromadorea, Rhabditida, Gongylonematidae.